UUUGAAUCUUGAGGCGGGCAUACGGAAGAAGUGAGGAAUACGCAAUGGUAAACAAAAGACGAAUUGUGUUGUAUCUGGUUUGAUUGCAAAUACUUCUACACGAUCCUAUGAUUUCAGUUGUUUUAAAAACCAGGGACAUAUGUGCCGGAUUUCUGGAUUUAUUCGCUUGGAUCGGUUUAAACGUUUCUAAAGACAUACGUUAGAAGCCUGAACAUGUCUUUAUACUCCAUACCUGCCAAAAAGCACACUGCUUUUUAUGACAACUUCUUAAUGCCAAAGGUACCAGUACGCGACAGUUCAAAGGACCGAAAACAGGCAGAAAUAAAGGAAUCGGAGAUAACGUCAGGAUCCCUCAAGUGCAACGACCGAUCAAUUGAUAAAUCGAAGGAGAUAAACAGGACAUAUGUCAUUUCGGCUCUUUCAAAAAGCGGUGGGCAUGACCGUGGCACACCUGGCCGUGGCCGACUCACGCUUCAAAGGAGGAAAACGGGUGCUGAAAACCACGAAAAGACAAUGACCGAGAACACUCUCAACAGUACCCCGGCACCCGAGAAACGACUGACCUUGCAACGCAGAACAAGGACUGGCUCUAUUGACAAAAGUGCAAAGAAUGAUAAUAGCACUGGCAAAGCCGCAGAAAGACAACGUUGGGCCAGCGGCACCGACGCUCAGCAGUCCAAAGUUCUACAAGAGUCAAAUCCUCGAACACCUGGAACUGCAGGUAUAUUUCGAUCAGUUAGUUUGCAGGACUCCGCUUCUACAAACAAAUCAAAAGAAUGUCAAAAUCCAGGGACCACACAAGGCAGAGUAAUUGACAGAUCAGCCAGAUACAUACAAAAACAGACUACGACUAAAGCCACACUUAAUGGGGACGUCGCCAAGUUGGAGGACCAGGGCAAAACGUCAACACCUACCAGGAAGACUGUGUUUGAGAACAUCAGUUCCAAGAAGGACGUUUUUGAACGAUUGGCGGGGAGGGAAGUCCCUAAAGCAGUGAUAGUUAAAUCUGCAAAUAUGGACAAGCCAAAGACACAACCACAGAUGACCGUCGAAAAGGUCAAACCAGUUGCUACUCCCCGUUCAAACAGGUUCCUGUCGGGUGUUCAGAAAGCGAACCCUGCUUCAACUUUGUCUCCAGCCCUGGUGAAAAAAACUACACCUUUACUUAGCUCAAAACCCAACGUAAAUGCUAGCACUGUGAGGAGCUCUACCUCUUCACCAGCAGUGGUGACUCCUGCACCGACAGCCGUUUCUACCGAGCCUCUGGUGUUAUUCAGCGAGGUUCUGAAGCAGCAGGAUAUGAAAAUGGAGAACAGUGCAGUGACAGUUGCUGUCCGAGUGAGGCCAUUCAACAUCAGGGAGAAGACUGAGAAAGCCUUGCAAGUGAUCUUCAUGGAUAACCAGGAGACUGUGGUCCAACACCCAGACACCAAACAGAGUUACUCCUUUACCUACGACUUCUCCUUCUGCUCGGUUAAUAAAAGCACCCCAGAAUAUGCCAGCCAGCAGACAGUGUAUGAGAAACUAGCAAAGCCUCUCCUUGAGAGAGCUUUUGAAGGAUUCAACACCUGUUUGUUUGCCUAUGGCCAAACUGGCUCUGGAAAGUCUUACACUAUGAUGGGUUUUGGAGAAGAAGCAGGCGUUAUCCCAAGAUUCUGUGAGGGGCUUUUCUCCAGACUGUCCUCAAUUCAGACUCAGGAGGUGACCUGUCACCUAGAGAUGAGCUACUUUGAGGUGUACAACGAGAAAAUCCACGACCUGCUGGUGGCAAUGGAUGAACAAAACCACAAGAGAUUACCCCUGAGAGUGAGGGAACACCCAGUUCAUGGGCCAUAUGUUGCUGAGCUGUCGACGAAUGUGGUGAGUUCCUACACAGACAUUCAGGGCUGGCUGGAGCUUGGCAACAAGCAGAGAGCCACUGCAGCCACGGGCAUGAAUGACAAGAGCUCCAGAUCCCAUUCUGUUUUCACCCUGGUUAUGACCCAGACCAAGACUGAGUUUGUGGAGGAAGAGGAGCACGAGCACAGGAUCACCAGUAGGAUCAACCUAGUGGACCUGGCAGGCAGUGAGCGCUGCUCUUCAGCCCAGACCAGCGGAGACCGUCUUAGGGAGGGGGCGAGUAUCAACAAGUCUCUGCUGACCCUGGGCAAAGUAAUCUCAGCCCUGUCAGAGCAGGCCCAGACCAGGAGGAAGGUCUUCACCCCCUACCGAGAGUCAGUCCUCACAUGGUUGUUGAAAGAGAGUUUGGGCGGUAACUCAAAGACGGCUAUGAUCGCCACGCUGAGUCCGGCGGGCAGCAAUGUGGAGGAGAGCCUAAGCACCCUACGCUACGCCCGACAGGCACGCACCAUUAUCAACCUGGCCAAGGUCAACGAGGACACCAACGCUAAGCUCAUCAGAGAGUUGAAAGCCGAAGUGGAGAAGCUUCGCGCCGCCCAGAUGAGCACCCAGGGCAUCGAGCCAGAGGAUAUGAGGCUGUUCCAGCAGGAGAUUGCGGCUCUCAAGAGCCAGCUCACUCAGCAGGAAAAGGAGAUGGUGGAGGCCCACAGAACAUGGAGGGAAAAGCUGGAACAGGCAGAGAUACGCAAACGCGAGGAGACCAAAGAGUUACAGAAAGCGGGCAUCACGUUUAAAGUGGACAACCGCCUCCCUAACCUGGUGAACCUGAAUGAGGACCCGCAGCUGUCGGAGAUGCUGCUGUACAUGAUAAAGGAGGGACAAACCAAGGUCGGCCAGCACAAGGCCCAGUCGGCUCAUGACAUCCAUCUGACCGGGGCUCUGAUAGCAGACCACCACUGUGUUAUCUCAAAUGUCAGUGAAACGGUCAGCGUCACACCCAUGGAAAACGCCAAGACCUUUGUCAAUGGGACCCUGAUAUCCGAGUUGACAGUCCUGCACCAUGGUGACAGGGUGAUCCUGGGUGGACACCACUACUUCCGUUUCAACCAUCCGGCAGAAGUGCAGUCUGGGAAACGCGUGUCUUGCUGGACGGGCUCUGGGGACGGUCAGAAGGACUUCGAGUUUGCCAAAAAUGAACUGCUGUCGGCUCAAAGAGCACAGCUGGAGGUGGAGAUAGAGGAGGCCCGUCUGAAAGCCAAGGAGGAGAUGAUGCAGGGUAUCCAGAUGGCCAAGGAGCUCGCUAUGAAGGAGCUGUUAGACCAGAAGACCUUGUACGAGAACAAGAUCAACGCUCUUGAGAACGAACUGGAGGAGGAGGGUGAGAGGAAGAGGCGCCAGGAACAGGACCAGCAGAGGGUGGUGUCCCAGAUGGUGGAGCUCCAGUCAGCCAAGACUCAACUGGAACAGGAAGUGGAUGCACACAAGAGGCGUCUCCGCCUGCACACCGAGGCCCAGGCUGCCAGACAGGCCAUGGAGGACCACAGCGUUCGACAAGCCAAGAUUGUGGACGCCCUGGAGGCAGAGAAGAAGAAGAUCAGCCGAGACCUGGAGGAAAUGCAGAGGAAGCUAGCGCUGAGGGAAAACAAGGCCCCGAGAAGCGGCGCACCUCAGUGGGACGCCAUGAAGCUGUCUCUGAUGAUCGAGGAGGCCAACAAGAUCAGUGGCAAACUCAAGAAGAACACCGUCUUCAGCAGACAUGACAGUUCUGAAAAGGAGAACGGAGGAGGCCAGAAGGAGGAGGUUCAGGUCCAGAACACCAAGCUGGGAAUCUCUACCUUCUGGAGCCUGGAGAAGUUCCAGAGCAACCUGGCUGCUAUGAGGGACAUCGAUGGGGGGGACUUUGCCUCUAAAGAUGACGAUGUGUUUUACGACCCCAACGAUGAAUGGGAACAAGAUAUAUCGGUCUCCUCGGCCAACGCUUCCACUUUCUCACGCCGCAGGAGCAGAAGCAUGCUGAAAAGCAGGAGGAUCUCGGGGCGUCUGUACGAGAUCCGAGUUCACCCCAUCCAGAGCCUGCACCAAAGCUCCUCACAGUCCUCUGGCUUGAUGGGUGUGUCCAAACCCCCUUCCACCAACCCCAGCUCCCCAGACUCCUCCCUGCCCGGGAUCUGCAAAGAUCUGAUUGGCCAGACUGUUGCCCAGCUGCGCGGGUGCGACAGUCGCGAGGAGAGCGUGGCGGACAGGUUGACCUAUGACUUGUUCUUUGUGCACUCAGCCGUGAGGGCCAUCAGCAGUCUGUACAACCUUCUGGAUGACGACAGUCAGGAGAACAUGUUUAUGUGUAACCUUGAGGCCCAGACCCAGCUGGUGAAGGCCACCUCGGCUGUGGAGAGAACCGUCUUUGUCACAAUGCAUUGGCUGGCUGGCUUCAGGCCCACCUCUGGUCCUCUCUACACCGCCUCUGAAGAACUCAGGAGCCAGGUCAAGAGAAUGGGAGGAUUCUUCCAGCUUCUCAUCCAAGGCUGUGAUUCAGAGAUCUCUUCCAUGGUGACGGAGGCGGAACGGAAGAGCGCCAAGUGUCUAGACGCGGCGCUGCAGGGGAUUAGCCACCUGGCGGCCCUGACCGGCACCCAGAUGCACGUCACCGAGCUGGCUACCGACGACACCACCGGCAAGUUGUCCGUGAACCUGUCUCUGCUGGAGGGAACCAAUCAGGGUGUGCGCUCACUCCUGGUGGACGGGCUGACCGUCACCAAGGAGAUGCUGAGGGAGGCUCAGCUGGCGUAUCCCAGGACCCCGGUUUUACAGAGCCUUAAAUCCAAGACGCUGGACUUGGCAUGCACCCUCCAGAGAUACAUCCACUGCAACAUGACGGAGAGCGAGGGCAGCCCAGAGAAGGCUGGCCAGGAGCCUGAUCCCUCACACCUACACCGGCUGAGGAACACUGCAGCCAAACUCUUCCAGCUGAACCAGGCCAUCAGAGAGCUCCACUCCUCCCUCUCCGUCGCUCUCAGAGGUAAAAUCGGCGACUCCUGCCUUAACUCCUGCAGAGCGGCCAUCUUCUCGUCUUCCAGGACCAUCAACGAGGUCAUCAACGGCCAGCCCAAGGGGCUUGUGGUGUCCCCUGGCCUGCAGAUGCCCUGCGUUCAGACCGUCAUGGCGGCACGGGAUGAGCUCCAUUUGGCGCUGCAGUCCAUGUGCGCCGUGACCAGUCAGCAAGAGUCCACAGAGAGGAGUGGGUCGGCGUGGGGCUCAGAGAAGAGCAUUGAGGAGGGCGGCUGGGCGAAAGAGGGGGCCUCCAACGGUUUCAGAAGUAGGACAGUCCCCAAGGUUGUGUACUCUCUGUCCUCAGGGGUCUCGUCAUCCAACGAAGAUCCUCGUUGGGUCUGAACCGCAGCUAUUGAAACAAGGCUGUAGAUUUAGAGUUGUUAAGUCUUUACUCGUGUCCCUGCAUUCAUUUUCCUUGCCUCCCUGUAGAAAAAAGUAUAAAUAUAUUUAUACAUGCAUAUCAUAUUUUUUGUACUUCAAUUUGUUUCAAGAAUGAGGCACAAGAAAAAGGCCCAUGAACAAGUAUAGACGUUUGAGCUUCCAUUUAUGUAUGUAGCUAGCCUAUUAGCGUAGCAUCAGCAGUUAGAUACAUGACAUUAGCUAUACAGGUCCACCCCCAGUUGCACUACUAAUAGUUAGGUUCCUAGAUGUACACUUUUUGUGACUCAGAAUUUAAAGAACAUUCUGUCACUGAUUCAAUUUGUAUUUGGUAUUAAAAUUGUUCAGUGUUUUGUAACCAUUUGGAUUUUUGUUUUGCUAUCUUUUUUGGCAGUAAAAGGGGAUAACCUGUUAUUCUUAUUUGUAAAUGUAAGUUAAGAAGCAAUAAUUGACUACUCUGUAUUCUGUAAUCACACUGUAUGCACUCAGAAGAUGUUUAUAACUCACUUAAUAUUGCACAAUGGGUGUCUUUUAUGACUUGAUAUGAUAACUCAUAUAAAGUAUUUUGUAUAUUUUAAGUGCAUAUCUAUCAUGUAAAAACUCGAGCACACACAAUAAAAAAUUAAAGAUUGGCUCACAA
This is a messenger RNA of Hypomesus transpacificus, 5905 nucleotides long. It is a transcript of the gene kif14, whose product is annotated as kinesin family member 14. NCBI's taxonomy places the organism in Eukaryota, Metazoa, Chordata, Actinopteri, Osmeriformes, Osmeridae. The record is from RefSeq and is a predicted model, not a curated record. The transcript has 30 exons. Gene Ontology annotation, biological process: microtubule-based movement. Bases 214 to 5229 code for a protein of 1671 amino acids. Gene Ontology annotation, molecular function: microtubule motor activity; microtubule binding; ATP binding.